Trachymyrmex cornetzi is the source of this 2814-nucleotide messenger RNA. Its product is annotated as cytoplasmic aconitate hydratase. The record is from RefSeq and is a predicted model, not a curated record. The transcript has 15 exons. Bases 130 to 2805 code for a protein of 891 amino acids. NCBI's taxonomy places the organism in Eukaryota, Metazoa, Arthropoda, Insecta, Hymenoptera, Formicidae.
GUUGACGAAAAAUUGUUAAGGAAAUCGUAUAUUGCGAAUAUCGGUGUUUUUGGGACACUCGGUAUAAGCCAUAUAAGCGCUAUAUACGUAUCGUGCAAUGGGGCCGACGUGACUUGUUCAGUGACAAUCAUGGCUGAGAUAAAUCCUUACAAGAAUCUAUUAAAAUCCAUUAAAAUUGGAUUGAAAGAUUGUCAGUAUUAUGAUGUUGGCAGUUUAGGCACAAAAUAUGACAGAUUACCAUUUUCCAUCCGAGUUCUCUUGGAAAGUGCUGUCCGUAAUUGCGACAAUUUUCAAGUAACAAAACUGGAUGUUGAGAAAAUUUUGGAUUGGGAAAAUAAUCAAUCCCUUCAAGAUGGAGUCGAAGUGGCUUUUAAGCCUGCGAGAGUCAUAUUACAGGAUUUUACUGGAGUACCGGCAGUCGUGGAUUUUGCAGCAAUGAGAGAUGCUGUAAAGAAACUUGGUGGCGAUCCUAAUAAAAUUAAUCCAGUCUGUCCAUCAGACCUUGUAAUCGAUCAUUCAAUACAGGCUGAUUUUACUAGAAGCAAUGAUGCCAUAAAAAAGAAUGAAGAACUCGAAUUUGAGAGAAAUAAAGAACGCUUCAUGUUUCUUAAAUGGGGUGCAAAGGCAUUUAAAAAUAUGUUAAUUGUUCCUCCCGGAAGCGGUAUCGUGCAUCAAGUAAAUUUAGAAUACUUGGCAAGAGUGGUAUUUGACUCCAACAAUCUUCUAUAUCCUGACAGUGUAGUUGGUACUGAUUCUCAUACUACCAUGGUCAAUGGUCUGGGUGUACUUGGAUGGGGAGUUGGAGGUAUUGAAGCAGAAGCUGUUAUGCUUGGUCAAGCAAUUUCUAUGUUAAUACCAAAAGUUGUAGGAUAUAAAUUAGAAAGUGUAUUGAAUCAAUAUGCCACGUCUACUGAUCUUGUUUUAACUAUUACAAAGAAUCUUCGACAAGUCGGAGUGGUUGGAAAAUUUGUCGAAUUCUUUGGACCAGGCGUAACGCAGCUAAGUAUCGCGGAUCGUGCUACCAUUUCUAAUAUGUGCCCGGAAUACGGUGCAACCGUAGGCUUUUUCGCAGUGGAUCAACAAAGUUUAGCAUAUCUCAAGCAAACAGGUCGAUCUGAGGAACACAUUGAUAAGAUUGAGAAAUAUCUUAAAAACGUACGCAUGUUAAGGAAUUAUGAUGACCCGAGCCAAGAUCCAAUCUUUUCCGAGGUGGUCACUUUGGAUUUGAGCACUGUAGUUUCAAGUGUCAGCGGACCUAAAAGACCUCAUGAUAGAGUUUCAGUAUCCGACAUGCAAAUAGACUUCAGAAAUUGCCUCGUAAACAAGGUAGGUUUCAAAGGUUAUGGUUUGACUUCUACGAAGGUGGAUUCCGUGGGGAAGUUUAAGUACGAAGGAAAAGAGUACGAAUUGAAACAUGGUUCUGUAGUAAUUGCAGCUAUUACCAGUUGUACGAAUACUAGCAAUCCUAGCGUUAUGCUUGGAGCAGGUCUUCUUGCUAAAAAGGCAGUGGAGGUUGGCUUGAGUGUUGAAUCGUAUAUAAAAACAUCAUUGUCACCUGGUUCUGGAGUUGUUACUUAUUAUCUCCAGGAAAGUGGUGUGAUUCCAUAUCUAACCAAGUUAGGUUUCGACAUUAUUGGUUACGGUUGUAUGACUUGUAUCGGAAACAGCGGCCCGCUUCCUGACGCUAUAGUCGAAACUAUUGAAAAGAAUGAACUCAUUUGCUGUGGAGUUCUGUCAGGCAACAGAAACUUUGAAGGCAGAGUCCAUCCGAAUACCCGGGCAAAUUAUUUAGCAUCUCCGCUCCUAGUAAUAGCCUAUGCCAUUGCUGGCACUGUAGACUUUGACUUCGAGAAACAGCCACUAGGUCGCAAAGCUGAUGGUACUCCAAUAUUUUUACAAGAUAUUUGGCCGACCAGAUCAGAAAUUCAAGCUGUUGAACAGAAGUAUGUCAUCCCAGCCAUGUUCAAAGAAGUCUAUAGUAAAAUCGAACAUGGUAGCGACAAUUGGGCAAGCUUGAUAGCGCCUGACGGCAAACUGUAUCCAUGGGAUAUUAAUUCUACGUACAUUAAAAAUCCACCCUAUUUCGAUAAUUUGCAGAAAGAGUUAUCUCCAAUCAAAUCGAUUACAAAAGCGCGAGUGCUCAUAAAUCUUGGAGAUUCUGUUACAACCGAUCAUAUUAGCCCAGCAGGCAGUAUUGCGCGUAAUUCAGCAGCGGCGAGAUAUCUAGCUAAUCGAGGCUUGACGCCAAAAGAUUUCAAUUCCUACGGGUCACGUAGAGGAAAUGAUGCCGUGAUGGCGCGGGGCACAUUCGCUAACAUUCGUCUCGUGAAUAAAUUUAUUGGUAAAGCGGGACCACGAACGAUCUACAUUCCAACAAAUGAAGAGAUGGACGUAUUUGAUGCGGCCGAGAAGUACGCGAAAGACAAAACACCUUUAAUCGCUCUAGUUGGCAAGGAAUACGGAUCUGGAUCUUCCAGAGAUUGGGCCGCCAAAGGACCGUAUUUACUCGGUAUUCGAGCAGUUAUAGCAGAAUCGUAUGAAAGAAUACACAGGUCUAAUCUUGUGGGUAUGGGCAUUAUUCCACUACAAUAUCUUCCUGGAGAAAAUGCAGAGACCUUGGGAUUAACGGGUUACGAGCAAUACGAUAUUAUGAUCCCCACGAAUUGUCAACCUGGAGAAAUAAUCACUGUGAACAUGGACAACGGGAAGAAAUUCGAAGUGAUUGCACGAUUUGAUACGGAUGUCGAUUUGACUUACUUCAAACACGGUGGUAUUCUUAAUUAUAUGAUUCGAACAAUGCUUUGAUGAGUGAUU